This is a messenger RNA of Vidua chalybeata, 1884 nucleotides long. RefSeq names its product PHD finger protein 7-like. The record is from RefSeq and is a predicted model, not a curated record. The coding region runs from base 128 to 1672 and encodes 514 amino acids. NCBI's taxonomy places the organism in Eukaryota, Metazoa, Chordata, Aves, Passeriformes, Viduidae. Gene Ontology annotation, cellular component: nucleus. The transcript is spliced from 8 exons.
AAGGAGAGGAUCGCCGAGAAGGAGCUUGCCCGAGGCUGCUCAAGCACCAGGGUAAGUGACACAGCUCACACACAGCUCACACCUCUCUCUUCCCUCAGGCUUGGUGCACCAAGUGUCAGGAGGAGAAAUGUCUGCAGUGCUGCGCGGGAGACGCUCCAGGCAUGCGCCAUCAGCCUCUUCUGGAUCCAACAUGGCACAGCCAGAAACUGUCCCCAAGGAAAAAGCGUGCAUGCUGUGCCACCAGACCCAGGCGGACACCGACAUCUGCGGGGACAAGAGAGUGAAGUUCAAGCUCUGUGUCCACACCUACUGCCAGAUCCUCGCCAGUGGCCUUUACCCACGAGAGGACACUGGAAACUUUCUUGUUGCGGACACCAGGCGUAUCAUCGGGGAGGCAGCCAAGAAGAGCUGCUUCGUCUGCUCCAACAUGGGGGCCACCAUCACCUGCUGUGAGACGGGCUGUGACCGCACCUUCCACCUGCCCUGUGCCCCAGACGGCCAAUGUGUCACCCAGUACUUUGGGGCCUACAGGUCCUUCUGCUGGGAGCACCGCCCACAGCAGGCACUGCAGCCACGUCCCAGCCAGGACACCACCUGCAGCAUCUGCCUGGACCCCGUGGAAGACAAAAUCUCGUACAAAACCAUGGGGUGCCCCGCGUGCCAAGACGCCCGCUUCCACCGGCACUGCAUCCGGAGACUGGCUCUGCACGCUGGCACUGGCUUCCGAUGCCCGUGCUGCCUGAAGCAAGAGCCAUUCCUAACAGAAAUGCUCAUCAUGGGCAUCCGACUCUCUAAGAGACCCCCAUCGUGGCAGAGUGACCAAGAGGUCGGACCCUCCUCAGAUCAGAGGCACGGCCGCUGCGAUGCCUCAAGGUGCCUUUGUUUGCGAGGCAGGGAGCACGUGGAGGCAAACGGACCCUGGCAACUGUGGCUGUGCAGCUCCUGCGCUGCUGAGGGCACCCACCAACUCUGCUCCUCUUUGGAGAGCACCACCUGCUCCUGGGAGUGCAGCACCUGUGCUGCCGCGGGCACCGCUUCCUCUGGCAAAUCAGAGCUUGUGAGCCCCAAAACUUCCAGUCAGGAACUGGCUGCACUGUCCCAGAGCAUGGUGCUCCUCAAGAGUAGCUCCUCCAUCAGCCCUCGACAGGCCUUGAAGUGGCACUACGCUGAGGAAGAAACACCAUCAUGGACAAUGUACAGCUCUCCUGCAAAACGUCGCAGCGUCGAGGAUGGGCCAGCACACAGUGCUGACACCUGCGAGCCCAGCACUUCCAGCCAGGCUGCAGCACAGCUGGCCCAGGGAGAGUUUCCUGUCAAGACCAGCAGCUCUUCCUCUUGCCCUCGGCAGGCCUUCAAACGGGCCUACCCAGAGGAAGACAAUGACUUUGGGAUAUCACACGGCCCACCCGCAAAACGCCGCAGGAUUGACAAUGGGCUGGCCCAGAGUGCCCAUGAAAGCGGCCCCAGCACUUCCAGACAGGCAGUGUCGGGGCUGUCUCAGGGCACUCUGGCUGCCAACAGCCAAGCAGCACGGCCCCGAUGUCCAUACAGGCCUCCGUGGAUCAUCCACACAUCCACAAUGGACAACCGCUCCCAGCCCGGGCCAGUUCGCAUGAGACACGUCUGGCGGCAACAACGGCGGGCAAAAAAGCCCUACAGCCGGCCACAAUAACAACAGCACAAGCUGUCAGCCAGCCCAAAGCCCCCAUCACCCUUAGCCACCAAAGACAGAAAGAUAGAUAGAUAGAUAGAUAGAUUAGAUAAAUAGAUAGAUAGAUAGGUAAGUAUAUAGGGACGUAGAGAGAUAGAACAAUGAACACACAGAUUCAUAGGUACAUAGAUACAGAGAUAAGAAAUAAAGUUGUUUUACACUAUGAGAACCCA